GAAACGAGAAAAAUAGAAAUAAUAAUCUUUUUUCAAGUUUUUAACUUGUCGACCAUUUUCCUUCCUCUCUUCUUACUGCUCUCAAACCCUGUAUUAUGGAUAUGAGCAUCCUCUUCAAACCUUGUAUGGAGAUGAGCAUCCUCUCCAAGCCUCAAUCUUUUGCGCGAACAUUUUUCCAAAAUCACAUCUUUUGCUGAUCUGGGUCUUUGACAGUUUUGGUGCAGACAACAGCUUCCAGCCUUCCACCGCUUUUUGGCCUCAGUUACUUCACUCUGAAACCGUUCAUAGGAACAAACCCGUUUGUUUCUCGCGAUUUUAAUGGCUUCCUGAUUAUACCAUAAACAGAUUCUGAGAAAUGGGGUUUUCUUUUUACACGCGUAACAUCGAUGUGUGUUUAUGAGAUAUCUCGUUUUUUGAGAACUGAGAAAUUGAAGAACUCUACUCCCCUUAAGAACAAUCGGGUGCAGAUUAGGCCACCAUUUCAUUUUCUGGAAACGAUUGUUGGCUUUGGCUUGGGUUUUAUGUCGCAACUGAGAAAUCUUCACAAGUUGAUCAAAACUUUCUUUGGGAAGUUUGUUUAUCAUGGGUAGAGGUAGAGGAAAAGGGAAGAAGCAAACUUCUAUUGCCACUCGUGAGGAUCCUGAGAGUGGUGAAGAGGGAAAAAUUCCAGCAUUCAGGAGAAGAGGAAGGCCUCAAAAACCAUUUAAGGAUGAAGAAGAAGAAGAAGAAGAAGAAGUAGAUAACGCUGAAAAGACAAAGGAAGAUGGUGAGGAUGCUAAAGGUAAUAUUUCUAGAAAAGAUGUGAAAAAUCAGGCUACCGUAGAGAACGGUCGGAAGAGGAAGAGAUCUGCCCAGGUCAAUGAAAAUAUAGAUUCAGUUGGAGUGGAGAAUGGCAUUGGAACAAAAUCAAGCCCUGACAAUUCACUGAAGUCUGUCGGAUUUCGACAAAAUGGAAGUAGGAGAAAAAACAAGCCUCGACGGGCUGCUGAAGCUGGUUUUGAGUGCAAGUGAGCUUGGAUCAGCUCUAAUGAUGGCUGUGUACCCUCACCCUCAGAGAAGUCACAAUAGUGACCUACAUAUGGUUUCCUGUAAUUCAUUUGUUAUGUGUUUUUCUUGUUUGUUUUAGUAUCUGGGCUUCUAUUCCUCCUUGUGAAUGAUUUUGAUCGGGAGGUUUUUGAGCGGGUUUUACUUCCUGAAUUUUCAUGAACCUAGCGCCUUUAAAAAAAGUUUUGCUACUUUACUGCUA
Molecule: messenger RNA, 1246 nt
Organism: Carya illinoinensis
Lineage: Eukaryota; Viridiplantae; Streptophyta; Magnoliopsida; Fagales; Juglandaceae
Exons: 4
Coding region: 583-1011 (142 amino acids)
Source: RefSeq, a predicted model, not a curated record